CCUGGCGGCCGGCGCAGCGCGCAGCCUCCGCCCCGGCUCGGUGCGCACGCCCGCGGCCCCGCGCUAGCCCCGUCCGCCCCGCGCCGCCGAGUCCCGCGCCCCCUGCACGGCCGCCGCUGCGUCCCGACCGAGUGCGGAGCCCGGCGCGAUGCGACGCUCCGAAGCGGGCCGCGCCGUGCUCCUGGCGCUGCUGGCCGCGCACUUCCAGGCGAGUCCGGCGCUGGAGGAGAAGAAAGUUUGCCAAGGGACAAGUAACAAGCUCACCCAGUUGGGCACUUUUGAAGACCACUUUCUCAGCCUCCAGAGGAUGUUCAAUAACUGUGAGGUGGUCCUUGGGAAUUUGGAAAUUACCUACAUGCAAAGUAGUUACAACCUUUCUUUCCUAAAGACCAUCCAGGAGGUUGCUGGCUAUGUACUCAUUGCCCUCAACACAGUGGAGACGAUUCCUUUGGAAAAGCUGCAGAUCAUCAGAGGAAAUGUGCUCUAUGAAAACACCCAUGCCUUAGCGGUCUUAUCCAACUACGGUGCAAAUAAAACGGGACUGAGGGAGUUGCCCAUGAGAAACUUACAGGAGAUCCUGCAAGGCGCCGUGCGAUUCAGCAACAACCCUGUCCUCUGCAACAUGGACACCGUCCAGUGGAGGGACAUCGUCAACGCCGACUUUCUAAGCAAUAUGUCGAUUGAAUUUCAGAGCCAGCUGAGCAGAUGCCCAAAGUGUGAUCCAGCCUGUCUUAAUGGAAGCUGCUGGGGUGCAGGGAAGGAGAACUGCCAGAAACUGACCAAAGUCAUCUGUGCCCAGCAGUGUUCCGGGCGCUGCCGCGGCAGGUCCCCCAGCGACUGCUGCCACAGCCAGUGUGCCGCCGGCUGCACGGGGCCGCGGGAGAGUGACUGCCUGGUCUGCCGCAGGUUCCGGGACGGAGCCACGUGCAAGGACACAUGCCCGCCACUCAUGCUGUACGACCCCACCACCUACGAGAUGAAAGUCAACCCGCUGGGGAAGUACAGCUUCGGCGCCACCUGUGUCAGGAAGUGUCCCCGUAACUACGUGGUGACGGACCACGGCUCGUGCGUCCGCGCCUGCAGCUCUGACAGCCAGGAGGUGGAGGAGGACGGCGUCCGCAAGUGUAAAAAGUGUGACGGACCUUGUGGCAAAGUUUGUAACGGAAUAGGAAUUGGUGAGUUUAAAGAUACACUUUCCAUAAAUGCUACAAAUAUUAAACACUUCAGAAAUUGCACCUCGAUCAGUGGAGACCUUCAUAUCCUGCCAGUAGCAUUUAAGGGUGAUUCCUUCACACGUACUCCACCUCUGGACCCAAAGGAACUGGACAUUCUAAAAACUGUAAAGGAAAUAACAGGGUUUUUGCUGAUUCAGGCCUGGCCUGCAAACAGGACUGGCCUCCAUGCUUUUGAGAACCUGGAAAUCAUACGUGGCAGGACGAAGCAACAUGGUCAGUUUUCUCUGGCGGUUGUUGGCCUGGAUAUAACGUCCUUGGGAUUACGCUCCCUCAAGGAGAUAAGUGAUGGAGAUGUGAUCAUUUCAGGAAACCGAAAGUUGUGCUACGCAGAUACAAUAAACUGGAAAAAACUCUUUGGGACCUCAAGUCAGAAAACCAAAAUUACCAACAACAGGAGUGAAAAAGAGUGCAAGGCCAUGGGCCACGUCUGUAACCCGCUGUGUUCGUCAGAGGGCUGCUGGGGCCCGAAACCCGAAGACUGCAUGUCCUGCCGAAACUUCAGCCGUGGCAGGGAGUGUGUGGAGAAGUGCAACAUUCUAAAAGGAGAGCCCAGGGAGUUCGUUGAAAACUCCGAGUGCGUGCAGUGCCAUCCGGAAUGCCUGCCCCAGGCCAUGAACGUGACCUGCACGGGACACGGACCAGGCAGCUGUGUAAAGUGUGCCCACAACAUCGACGGCCCUCACUGCGUCAAGACCUGCCCUGCUGGAGUCACAGGAGAAAACAGCACCCUGAUCUGGAAGUUUGCAGAUGCCAAUCACGUGUGUCACCUGUGCCACCCCAGCUGCACCUACGGCUGUGCUGGGCCCGGUUCUGAAGGCUGUGCAGUGAGUGGGCCCAGGAUUCCGUCCAUCGCCACCGGGAUGGUGGGCGCCCUGCUGCUGGCCCUGGUGCUGGCCCUGGGGGUCGGCCUCUUUCUGCGCAGGCGCCGCAUCGUCCGCAAGCGCACGCUGCGCCGGCUGCUGCAGGAGCGCGAGCUUGUCGAGCCUCUGACGCCCAGCGGAGAAGCUCCCAACCAAGCUCUCUUGAGGAUCUUAAAGGAGACGGAAUUAAAAAAGGUCAAGGUGCUGGGCUCCGGAGCAUUCGGCACGGUGUACAAGGGACUCUGGAUCCCAGAAGGCGAGAAGGUUAAAAUUCCUGUGGCUAUCAAGGAAUUAAGAGAAGCCACAUCUCCAAAAGCCAACAAGGAGAUUCUUGAUGAAGCCUACGUGAUGGCCAGUGUGGACAAUCCGCACGUGUGCCGCCUCCUGGGCAUCUGCCUGACGUCCACGGUGCAGCUCAUCACGCAGCUCAUGCCCUUCGGCUGCCUGCUGGACUACGUCCGCGAGCACAAGGACAACAUCGGUUCCCAGCACCUGCUCAACUGGUGCGUGCAGAUCGCAAAGGGCAUGAACUACCUGGAAGACCGGCGCCUGGUGCACCGAGACCUGGCGGCCAGGAAUGUGCUGGUGAAGACGCCGCAGCACGUCAAGAUCACGGAUUUCGGCCUGGCCAAACUGCUCGGCGCCGAGGAGAAAGAAUACCACGCGGAGGGGGGCAAGGUGCCUAUCAAGUGGAUGGCUUUGGAAUCAAUUCUACACCGAAUUUAUACCCACCAGAGUGACGUCUGGAGCUACGGAGUCACCGUUUGGGAGUUGAUGACCUUUGGGUCCAAGCCUUACGACGGGAUCCCCGCGAGUGAGAUCUCAACCGUCCUGGAGAAGGGAGAACGCCUGCCUCAGCCGCCCAUCUGCACCAUCGACGUCUACAUGAUCAUGGUCAAGUGCUGGAUGAUUGAUGCAGAUAGUCGCCCGAAGUUCCGUGAGUUGAUCAUUGAAUUCUCCAAAAUGGCCCGAGACCCCCAGCGCUACCUUGUCAUCCAGGGGGACGAGAGGAUGCAUUUGCCAAGCCCCACGGACUCCAACUUCUACCGCGCCCUGAUGGACGAAGAGGACAUGCAAGAUGUCGUGGAUGCGGACGAGUACCUCAUCCCCCAGCAGGGCUUCUUCCACAGCCCCGCCAGCUCCCGGACGCCCCUCCUCAGUUCUCUGAGCUCCACCAGCAACACGCCCACUGUGGCUUGCGGUGAUAGAAACGGGGUGAACGGGCUGUCAGGUGAUCCUGAUACCCCCGCCGAAGUGAGCGGCACUGGCUGGAGUAACCUUGCCUCAUCUCCUCCCCAGCAGAGCUAUCCCCUCCAGGAAGAUAGCUUCUUGCAGCGGUACAGCUCAGACCCCACUGGCACCUUGACCGAGGACAGCAUAGAUGACGCCUUCCUUCCAGCACCCGAAUACGUAAACCAGUCUAUUCCCAAAAGGCCCGCGGGCUCUGUCCAGAACCCCGUCUAUCACAAUCAGCCUCUAAACCCGGCUCCAGGCAGAGACCCUCACUACCAGAAUUCCCACAGCAAUGCCGUGGACAGCCCUGAGUAUCUCAACACCACCCAUCCCGCCUGCACCAACGGUGUGCUCGACGGCCCUGCCCUCUGGGCACAGAAAGGCGGUCACCAAAUUAACCUGGACAACCCUGACUACCAGCAGGCCUUCCUUCCCAAGGAAGCCAAGUCAAAUGGCAUCUUUAAGGGUUCUGCCGCUGAAAAUGCAGAAUACCUAAGGGUAGCACCAGCGGGCAGCGACCUUACCGGGGCCUGACCACGGAGGACAGCCUCAGCCCUAAAAAGUCCAGCCCCUUCAUUCCCCAGGACCAAGCCACGGCAGCUACUCAGUCCCGUCAGCCAUACUCACAUUAACUCUUGGACCCAUGGACUGGUUUGGCCACAUCUGCCGUGAUCAGCCCAUCUUUCAGCCAACAAGUGCCCCCGACUCGGAUGCACUUAGGGGAGCUGCAGGGACAUUCCUUUGUCUUCAGACUGUGAGGCUUCCACAAAAGGCAUCCAGAAAGAAUGUUGUCCAUUUGGGCAGAAGUUCACCUUUCAAUGAGGUAUAUUUGAAAAACACUAAAUAUGUUUAAGGAGUUUUAUUGCUUGGGGACCUCUGGGGUUUUGUCAUUGAUUUUGCUCUCAAUGGGCUUGUCCAAUGAGGGACAGUCUUGCUCGUAGCACCUGUGGCACUGAGUUGACCCAGGCCCACCUGUGACCGAGAAGCAAGGGUCAGCCUUCCAGCUAACGCUUGAUUCCAUUGGCUCCACUUGGAGACUCUUCCACUGCAAGACAGUUGAAUAACGAACCAGUCCUCUGGAUCCUAAGCAGGCCCGAUUGGUACUAUAUCAAAUCACGGCAGGUGCGAGAGGAUAAGCCACUUGGAACUCUUCCUGGGCAAGGAAGAAACAGAGGGGGUGGAAUUCUUCCUCAGACUUACUUUUAUAUGAAUGUCUCCAUGGUACUUAACUCUCCAUUGGUUGACCCGUGUUUUCUGAUUACAAGUAUCAGAUUUGUUUCUUUUCCAUUCCACUGCGGUGAAGUUCAGCAUGCUUUCCCUGUCAGCAGGCGGGGACGGUAACCAAGAUCGGCUCAUAUUUCAUUCGUCAGCAUUCAGACCAGUUGCCUUUAAUUGAGAUGGAAUGACAGUGCAAAAAGGGACCAAUCCCCCAGAUGUGAGUCUCAGAGGAAAUACAUCAGGUCCUUUGGGGGUCAGGGGACAGGCAUGUAUCGGGAGACUGCAAGAACGAAGCUGCUCUUACAACUUUUAGCUCCCCCCGACAAAAAAAAAAAAAAUUUGUUCAAGCUACUCACGGAAGAUAGUUUUCUUUUUAUUUCACUUCCAGGCUUUUUUCCUCCAAGGGUACUUUGCCCCUCACUGGCAAGCGGCCCCGAAGCUCCUCCUUCCCUUGGUAAGCUGAAGGGUCCAGGCUCUGGGGCAGCUCUGCGGAAAUGUCUCGCCCUCACCACCACUGGCACGCUUUAGAAUAGAGACAGCAGUUUGUGUCGUGUGGAAUUCAAGCGGUAAAUAUGAAAUUUAAUUUGAUGAUACUGCCUUCAUAGCAUCUAUAGGCAUGUGAGAAGAAGAAAACAAUUUCCCCUUAAAAUAACUCCCUGUAAUUGGAGGACCUGCUGCUUAGGACACCAGCAUUUUCUCACCCGUGUCCCCGCACCCUGACUGUUAACACCCUUCUUGGUAGACAGUGUUAUAAACACUCUUAGUCAACACCCACCUCAGCCAGGAAGAAGUGUUUCAGACAAUAUUUUCAGCCGCCCAUCCCACAUCCCACAUACACAAUUUUCCUUUAGCUUUUAAGUUAUUUAUUGACUCAGAUGGAUCAGGGCCCCAGUUUUGUUACCAAAGUAUUUUAUCUUGUCUCAGUGGAAAUAUAAACUAUAUUCAAUUCAAUUCCAUCACAUCGUGUUCCAAAUACCCUUGAACACCUUACCAGCCUGGCAUAGGUACUGAAGAUAAACAAAACAUAAUCCGUGAUUCCACGAAAUUCACAAUUUAGCGAAGAAAACUGACUCACAAACGCCAGCCUUAAAACGAUAUGACACAUGCCAGACGUGACAUGUCAGCCCAGCACCGUGACAGCACAAAGCAGGGAGUAAGGGGGACCGGGUCCUGGAGGAGCCGUGGUGGAGUUGGGUUAAAAGACCCCCCCCCCCCAAGGCGUCAGCCACUGGAAAAUGGAAAGUGCGUUCCCAGCAGAGGGAGCCUCAACCACGGAGGCAUCUGCCGCAGGAACCACUCGUGCAGCCGGUCUGCAGGCCCACUGCCCCUUCCGGCCUGGGAGUUACAUUCCCCAAGGGCCCUUCGGGUCCGUCCCCACGGGGGAUUUGAAAAUGAUUUGAGGAAAGAUUAAACAACACCUCUUAAGAAUCUGAAAUUUUAUGUCCUUGUCAGUAAACCACUUUCAUUAUUUAUUCACCUCAGAACAUAAAUACUUUAGCCCACGAUUUAUCCAGCCCUGAGAAACGAUUCACAUUCUGCUGUCACUUACUUGUCAGGAAACAGAUGGUGAGGGAGGACCACAGGGUGCUGGUCCCACUGCAGCGCUAAAACCCUAGUAUUUUUGUAAUUUGAAAUACUUUACUAUAACAUAAUAAAACAGCGAGAACUAUUCAGCUUUUUUCUUCCUUGUAUUUCAGUUUUCCUGCAUAAAAUGUAGUUGCUAAAUUCUCUUAAAGAUUGUGUUUCCUAGAAUGGUCUCACUAUGUCUGUCCAAGGAGGUGCAGGGGGGCCUGUAGAUGCUUCAGAGCCCAAGAGAGCCUGAGUCCAGUCCGGGGGUCCCUGGGAGGUCAGGAGGGGGGCUCCCAGGGCUCCAGGAUUCCCACAUCGUGGCUCUGACUGGCCAGACCUCAGGGCUUAACGCUCACCCCUUUGGUUCCUCCUAGUUGACACGAGGCCCCGAGGUCCCGCAGAGAGCCUGUCUUCUGUUUCCUCCCCAGCCAUCCCUGGAACCCUUCCCCACGGCUCAGCUCCAGACCAGGCCUUUGGACACAGGUCAGGGGGAAGUAAGAGUCGGAGGCUAACAUUUACAGCUGACCCUUGAACAACACGGGUGCGGGUCUCUUUAGGCGUGGGUUUUUUCACUAGUGAACAUGGCAGUUCUACGCGAGCCCCAGCUGGCUGAAUCCUCACAUAAAGAACCGGAGGCUGCAGAGCGCCGACUUGCUAAAGUUACCGGCGGGUCCACUGCUCAGAAGGGUCAGCACCCCAGCCUGAGUCAUUCCAGGGUCAGCUGUCCAGUGGGCCUUACACACAUCCUCUCACAUAAUCUUUAAGGAGUCCCUGUUGUCACACUCUAUGAAAAAUUGUUCUGUCACCUCAGGGAGACAGAGGCGAAUCUUCCAAACUCUAGGUUUGCUCUGGUCCGAGUUGUCACUGCUUCUACAGCUAGGGGCACGGUGGUGGAGACAGCCGGUUGCAUUCCAGUUGACACUAAGGCUUAGGUCUUUGUUGAAAGUUCUUAAUUUUGAGCUUUAGUCCUCCCCCGCCUCCACUGCAGACAGACGUGAAUCAUGAAUUGCAGAAGCACAAAGGUCGUGGUUCUCAGGCUGGCUGCCCUUGGGAGUCUCCUGGGUCCCAACCAAAAAGGGUCUGAAUUUGUCUCAGGGCAGCCUGGGCCCAGGGAGUUGCAGAGCUCCCCCAGGUGACUCUAAUGAGCACCAGAGUUUGGGAAGCAGCCGUGCUAAGGAAAGGCUCUGCAGGGGAGACUCAGCCUUGGGCCGGCGGCCUCCCGCUCGUGGCGCGCUCAGCGUGUAGGAUGCGGCUGCUCGGUUUCAGUGACACGGUUCUCACCCUUGCUGCCCACCAGGACCCCCUGUGAGCUCAAAAGGACCAAGUGAAUGGGAAUUCUACGGGCUCCCCAUGUGAUUGUAAUGGGCAACCAGAGUUGAAACCCUCAUCUCUAAAGUCACCUUCCCUUGUACAAGCCUAGGCGUCUACACCGUGCCCCCAAGUCAGGGCAGAAUCAGAGAAACUGUGUGUGUGGAAGAGAUUCCUGAGGCAGGGCCAGAACGAGCCCACAGUCCCUGGUGUGCCUGGAGACUCAGCCACUGGUGGCCAUUCCAGAAGCCUCUAAUUCCUUGUCACCAGCAGCUGACUGAUCCUGAAAGUGGCAGAUACCCAAAUCUGAGCCUUGAGAAAGCCCUGGACAGUUUCAUUUCCUAAGAAGUAUUAGAAAAAUCCAUCUCCUGCUGCAGGGAAUGAGCUGCUCACCCAAAGCGACAGCUGUUGAACUUGCCCUUAACCUCUACUCUGCAUUUCUUUCCUGGUGACGAGCACAUUAUUACGACAUAAUGAUCUGUGUUUUUUCUUUGCUGGGGCUGUAAAACCUUAGUGAAUAGAAACCCCUACCUCUCUCACCAAUCACACCGGCUGCAUCAGGAGCACAGAUUUUUUACUAUUAAAGACACAUUCCAACAAGAUUUUUAAACGUAAGCCUAUUUUUGUAACUUUUUUCAGCACUGAACUUUGUAAGGUGUAUUUAUAGGAAAACUCACUUUUCUACUAAAAGAAAUAGCUUACCUUAGAAAGACUGCAAGAGAAUCAAAAUUUGAAACGGAAAUUUUUGUUUAAAGGGAUUUGACUGAAACAAGAGGAAAUUCUCUUCUCUCUCAUAAAAAGGCACAACAUCAUUGCAGAGCUAGGCUAGGUCGUUGUCCUGAUGAAGAGGAGACUCGUUUUUAUAUCUAUAAAGUGAGAAAAAGGGGGAAAGCACAUUUAGUUUCUUGGUCUGAAGCAGGUUCAUUUGACUCUGGGGCAAUUCAGUGGGAAAGAAUCACUGACAACUAAUACACAACUUCAGCUGCAUGCCGUACUCCACCCAUCUGCCAACGGGACCGUGUAAAUGUGGGAAAAACAAUAGCGGAGCACUUUGUUGGUUUCUCUAUCCCAAUCUGACUUUGAUGCAAAGGAUUUUAUUUUUGUAUUUACCAUUGAUAUGCAAUUACAAUAUAGACGAGAAAUACCAGCAGAGCCCUAAUAAUGUUUAGCAUGUUUGAUGAAUGCCACCAAAGGUCUUCCAAACUAAGCCGUUCCCACACCCUAGGGAUGGGGUUCUCAACGCCGGCUGCACAGUGAAAUCGAGGGGGGAGCUCUUGAAAUCUUGAGGCCCAGCCGUGCCUCAGGCCAGCGAAACCCAGGAUCUAUACUUUGUAAAACUCCUAAAAUCAUUCUGAUGUGCAGCCAAGGCUGAGAACCACCUGCCUAGGGAUUAGCCACAGGUGUGUGGACUCGCAGGCAGAUUCUGCAGUUGUAGACACCUGAGGACUGAGAGAAGUCCCAAGCACAAACACCCCAGCAUUGGACUUCCCUGGUGGUGCAGUGGUUAAGAAUCCACCUGCCAAUGCAGGGGGCAUGGGUUCCAGCCCUGGUCUGGGAAGAUCCCACAUACCACAGAACACCUAAGCCCAUGCGCCACAACUACUGAGCCUGUGCUCUAGAGCCCACGAGCCACGACUACUGAGCCUGUGAGCCUAGAGCCCCUGCUGGGCAACAAGAGAAGCCACCACAAUGAGAAACCUCUGCACCGCAACGAAGAGUAGCCCCCGCUCGCCACAACUAGAGAAAGCCUGUGUGCAGCAAUGAAGACCCAACACAGCCAAAAAUAAAUUAAUUAAAUAAAUUAAGUUUUUAAAAAAGCCAGCAUCACUUGCCGAGCGUCAGGAACCUGGCUGGACGGGGAGGGUCCAGGGCACGUGCCCAAGCACUAGAGGGGAGAGGGCCAAAAGGAAAUACAGAACAGACCCCUUUUUUCCAUGUCUUCCAUUGAAAGUGGACUGAUCGUGAGCAUCCUUGCUGCUUGUGCAACCAGCUGGCUGCCCUGCCUGGAGCCGCUGUGCAUCCUUUAUUGCCCAGGGAGAAGGGAAGCAGUUAGCCACAGAGGGAGCCGGCAAGGAGACUGCAUGAGUAGUUGGAUGGCAUUUGUAAAAACCAGAGCCAAUGAGAGGAUGCUUGCUUUAAGAAACACGUCUUAUAUUUUUUUUCUAUAUUACAUCUGGGAUAAAAUCUGAAGCAAUUAUUACUAUUUUCUCUUCCACAAGCACAAUAUGCCUUCCGAGAUUAUACAUUCCUAUCUGAAUUGCCAGCAGAAGUACUAAAAAUCCCCACCCUAUCACCUGGUAGAUAAAACUACACAUUUUUAGGUGCGUUUACUUAUUUAUUUUUUUAAAAAAAGAAACCUUUUGACUUAAUUUGGCUACAGAGUAAUCUUGCUGUAUAAUAUACACUCUUGGAAACAAAGACAUGCUAUGGAUCUGAUGACUGAUAUUAGAGGUGAUGAUGUAACUGAUUAGCCUCAGACACCAAUAACUUCAUUUUGAAACAAGCAAUACUUUUUAUAGCCUCUAUAUAUGGUACGUUUUAACAUUGUAAAGUUUUGCUAUGAUGAAAGCAAUAUUUGUACAAAUGGAAAGCAAGGUUUUCUUUUAUAUGGUUUACACUGUUGAUCAAAACAUGUUGAUUGUAUAUGGAGUAUUAAAAAAUUAGAUGUAUACUA
Messenger RNA from Orcinus orca (killer whale), 10097 nucleotides. It is a transcript of the gene EGFR, whose product is annotated as epidermal growth factor receptor. Gene Ontology annotation, cellular component: signaling receptor complex; basal plasma membrane. The coding region runs from base 149 to 3862 and encodes 1237 amino acids. NCBI's taxonomy places the organism in Eukaryota, Metazoa, Chordata, Mammalia, Artiodactyla, Delphinidae. The transcript has 28 exons. Gene Ontology annotation, molecular function: epidermal growth factor binding; epidermal growth factor receptor activity; ATP binding. The record is from RefSeq and is a predicted model, not a curated record. Gene Ontology annotation, biological process: negative regulation of apoptotic process; cell surface receptor protein tyrosine kinase signaling pathway; multicellular organism development.